GCGGAAUUACCGCGCUUAUCCGCGCAAUUAGACGCUUCGUCUCGCGGCGAUCACGGCUCAAUCGGCCACGUUCCCCGGGCCCCGCGGCGAUUUUUCGCCGGCUCGGGUGUACAGCGACGGGUGCGAAUGGAAAACGCGAACGGAGGAGUAGCACGUGAGACGGGAACGGAACCGGAGUCGUCGCCGAGACGUAAAUUGAACGCCGAGACUCGCCGAGCGCAGGAUUUUUCCCGGCGAGACUGUUUGCCAGAGGAGGAUUCCCGGAACGCGAGUGGAUGUUUGCGAGCGUGGCGAGUGGUCGUUGCCUGCCUGCCAGCGUUUAUUCCUCGGAGUCGAGUGGCUUUCUUUGAGGCCAAAAAUCGUCGAGCGCAAAGGGUUAAUACUGGACCUGCUACCUACCACCUGGUUAAAUGCCCCUGGUUAAAUGAAAAAGGAGCAGAACCUUACAAAAAUGGAAGAUUUAGGACAUGAUCUGCCAAGACGUAUUCGCGUGCUCGCCUUCCAUCUAGACCCGCGUUGGAUCUCACGAGGAUCAUAGGACGCUGCUCGCCCUUUCAUCGUCGUGGUCGAUCUCGGAUCGAAAUUAACGUACGACGAAGGAACCGUAUCCCCGGAGCCAUUCUUGAUGGAGUCACGAUCCGAAAGUCGUUAACGUUUUCUUUGACCUAGCUCUACUAAUUGCGUGGCGGCAAAGAGACGCGGUGCCCCGAGAUGGUCUCACGAAACUGUUGCCAACGCUGUAAGAGAUC
This is a messenger RNA of Eufriesea mexicana, 749 nucleotides long. RefSeq lists its product as uncharacterized. The coding region runs from base 127 to 471 and encodes 114 amino acids. The transcript has 3 exons. The record is from RefSeq and is a predicted model, not a curated record. NCBI's taxonomy places the organism in Eukaryota, Metazoa, Arthropoda, Insecta, Hymenoptera, Apidae.